This is a messenger RNA of Hordeum vulgare subsp. vulgare (domesticated barley), 992 nucleotides long. RefSeq names its product ubiquinone biosynthesis protein COQ4 homolog, mitochondrial. Gene Ontology annotation, cellular component: mitochondrial inner membrane. The transcript is spliced from 3 exons. Gene Ontology annotation, biological process: ubiquinone biosynthetic process. The record is from RefSeq and is a predicted model, not a curated record. Bases 100 to 786 code for a protein of 228 amino acids. NCBI's taxonomy places the organism in Eukaryota, Viridiplantae, Streptophyta, Magnoliopsida, Poales, Poaceae.
CAUUAACAUAAACAACUCGGGACUCUCUCUCGACGCCGCCGUCUCCUCCUCCGGCCCGCGGCGACUCCUCUCGGCUCUCCUCUCCGUCCCGCAAGCGUCAUGUUGGCGGCGCGUGUUAGCCUCAAGGGCUGGCAGCAGGCGGCGGUCGCGGUCGGCUCGGCGUUCGGGGCCUUGCUUGAUCCUAAGAGAGCUGACCUGAUUGCUGCGCUUGGGGAGACCACCGGGAAGCCGGCGUUCGAGCGUGUGCUCCAGCGCAUGAACAACAGCGCCCAAGGCAGGGAAAUUCUUUUGGAGCGUCCUCGGGUUAUAUCCACGCAGGUUUCUCGCGCCUGGGACAUGCCCGAGAACACGUUUGGUGCCGCCUAUGCCCAGUUCAUGGGAUCAAGGAACUUCUCGCCGGACGACCGCCCACCAGUUCGCUUCAUGGAGACCGACGACCUCGCCUUCGUAGCGACCCGUGCCCGUGAGGUGCACGACUUCUGGCACGUGCUGUUUGGCCUCCCAACCAACCUGAUCGGUGAGACUGCCCUCAAGGUGAUCGAGUUUGAGCAGAUGUUCCUCCCGAUGUGCAUGUUCUCCGUCGUCGGGGGCUCCGCGAGGUUCAACGAGAAACAGAGGAAGCUGUUCUUCCAGCACUAUUUCCCAUGGGCGACCAAGGCGGGUGUCAGGGCCACUGAUCUGAUGUCCGUGUACUAUGAGAAGCACUUCCAUGAAGAUCUGGGGGAGGUGAGGAAAAACUGGGGGAUCGUCCCGUGCCCGGAUCCCAAAACGAGCAGCAAUGCUUAGACUUUAGGUCAGUGCAUUUUGCAUGAAAACGUCUGUAUCUUGGUUUUUCAGCGUUGCUUGUGGCAGUUCCUCUUUCGUGGGUGAUACCAUGAAUUGUACUUACUGGUGAUAUAUUAGCAAGUAAAUAGGGUACUUGGAUGUUGCUUCUUAAGAGAUCCUACAAUGUUGGCCGCAAACCACUUAUAUGUGAUUUAUUCUCUUUGUUA